CCACUGACCGGCGUAAUGCCAGCGCGAGAAAGUGCCACGACUCCACACAGACAUCGACUGACUCCUCAAGCUGGGAUAAGAUUUUUUUUUUUUAGUUUUUUUUUUUUUUGCUGGCGUGGUGAAGGCAGUUGGAUUCGCGAUAAUCACUUCGGUUUAAACUCUUCCUGAAGUGAUUCAUCCAACGGAAAUCUUCCGCGAGAAAAGAAAGGAAACUAGCAGUCAUGGACAUCUAUGAUCCUCAGACCCUUGGAAUUGUGGUGUUUGGUGGCUUCAUGGUGUUCUCAGCCAUUGGGAUUGCUUUGGUCUCAACAUUUUCCAUGAAGGAGACCUCAUAUGAAGAAGCUAUAGCCAAGCAGAGGAAGGAGCAGGGGAAGACCCUAUCCAGCCAACGAUCAGAUAAAAAGAAAAAGGACAAGGCAGCUGAGAAGAAAAAUCGUGCUAAGAAAAAGGAAGAUAAGCCCAAUGGAAAGCUCCUGGACUCAGAGGCCAAUCCUGAGGUUUCAGAAGUGCCAGCUGAGCCCAGUCCUUCAACUCCUCCAGGCCCAGAACAAGUUGCUGCACCAGCACCUAAACUAGAAGUUCCAGCUCAGAAGUCUCCCCAUCCCACCCCUUCUCACAAGCCCACUUCACCUGCCCUGGCUCAGAAGUCAGCUCCACCUGCUCCAGCCCAGAAAUCUGUUUCACCUACCCAAAAGUCUACUCCAGCUCCUCCUGCCCAGAAAUCCUCUCCAACUGCCCAGAAAUCUGCUUCACCUCCUCCUACCCAGAAAUCUUCACCUGCCCCAGCCCAAAAGUCUGCUACAGCUGCCCCUGCUCAGAAGUCUGCUUCAAAUGCCCAGAUUGCCCAGAAAGCCACUCCAACUGCCCCAGACCAGAAAGCCACUCCAACUGCCUCAGCCCAGAAAGCAGGUCCACCUGCCCCAGACCAGAAAGCCACUCCAACUGCCUCAGCCCAGAAAGCAGGUCCACCUGCCCCAGACCAGAAAGCCACUCCAACUGCCUCAGCCCAGAAAGCCGCUCCACCUUCCUCUGCCCAGAAAUCUGCUCCACCGGCCCCCGCACAAAAAUCUGUCCAAACUCAAAAAUUUGCUUCAUCUGCCCCAACACAGAAAUCCUCUCAACCUGCCCCAUCUCAGAAGGCUGCUCCAACUGCCCCAACACAGAAAUCCUCUCAACCUGCCCCAUCCCAGAAGGCUGCUCCAACUGCCCCAACACAGAAAUCCUCUCAACCUGCCCCAUCUCAGAAGGCUGCUCCAACUGCCCAAACACAGAAAUCCUCUCAACCUGCCCCAUCCCAGAAGUCUGCUUCAAAUGACCCGACCCAGAAAGCUGCCUCACCAUCCCCAGCCCAGAAGUCCUCUCCACCUGACCGAAAACCCAGUCCACCUGCCCCGGCCCCUUCGCAAAAGGCUGCUACAAGUACUACCCCUCCUGCAUCCCAUCCUGCUCCUGAAGAUGCUCCACCCGCCCCAUCUCCUAAGGAUAAGAGGAAGAAGAAAGCCAAAGCAGAGUCUGUUUCAGCUGAGGUUCAGCCCAAAUCUGUGGCUCCAUUGGAGAUGGUGACCAAAAAGGUUCCCGUCAUGGCAGUGCCUCCAGUGGGUACUUCGAAAGCUGCUUCAGCAACUGCUGUGCCGGCCAAAGCAGAAGAGCCCAAACAAGAAGCUCCAGCCAAGAAGAAAGGAGGAUCUAAGAAGAAGUCAGAGCCAGCGGUGGCUGCAGACCCCACAGACAGUCCACUGUUCCUGCCCUACAAGGCCUUGCUUUCCACGAUGAGGAGUAUGGUGUUCACUGAAGGAGAGGCCCAGCAACUCAUUGAGAUUCUGUCUGAUAAGGCUGGCAUUAUUCAAGACACAUGGCACAAAGCCACACAGAAGGGUGAUCCGGUAGUUGUGCUGAAGAAACAGCUGGAAGAACGAGACAAGCAGCUGGCAGCCGAGCAGGAGGACUCAGCAGCUGUUAAAAGCAGACUGAGGGAUUUGAGUAAAGAGCUCUCUGUGGAGAAGUCAAAGGUGGCGUCUGUAGAGACCAGGCUGAGCUCUCAGCUGAGUAAGCGAGAGCAGGACAUUAUUGCCCUGCAAGCACGCAUGCAGGCCAGUUAUCAAGACCACCUUGCGGAGACUCAGCAUCUUAAUGCCAAAAUCUUGGCUCUCCAGGACCAGCUGGAGAAAGGCCCUAAUGCUCAGCUGGCCCGUCUACAGCAGGAGAACUCUAUCCUCAGAGAUGCGCUUAACCAAGCUACCAGUCAGACAGAGAGCAAACAAAAUGCUGAAUUGGCCAAACUGCAUCAGGACUGCAUUCGACUGAAUAAGGAACUGGUGGAGAAGAACGAGGCCUUGCAGGCUGAUGAACAGCUCAGGAAAAAUCUGGAAUCUAAAGCUGCCACAGCUGAGAAACAACUGACCCAGUUGCAGGGGAACUGGGUGAGCAGUGAACAGGCUCUGCAGAAGCGUCUGGAGGACGUGAGUGAGGAGCUCAGACAGACCCAGAGCUCCAGAAACAGCCUUCAGACACAGCUUGAACAAGCUCAGAAAGAUGCCACUGCUCUAGCAGAGGCUCAAGCUCGUGUGUCCAGUAUGGAGGUGGAAAUGAUAGAGCAGACCAGACAGAUAGAGAGUCUGCAGAGCCAGCUGAAACUGCUGGAGGCAAGCCAGAACAAAGAACAAAACUACAAUUCAGAGGCUUUGAUGGCUGAACUGGAGCAAGCAAAGAGCAGCCUGAAGGAGAAAGAAGAGGAGCUGAUCCAACUCAAAAACAUCAUUGCCACUCAGGUGGAUAACACAACAGAGGUGCAGCAAUUGCAGCACAGCAUAAAAGAAAAGGAUGACCAAAUAGCAACUCUUCAGGGAGAGCUCCAACAGGUUAAAGAAAAAGGUUCAGACCUCACCAAACUUGAAAACACAGAAAUGCUGGAACAGCUACAAAACAGUUUGAAAGAAAAGGAGUCUCAGGUGGCUUUGUUUGAAGAAGAGAUGAGGCACUGUAAAGAACAGUAUGACACUAAACUGGCAGAUAGCACAGCCAAACUGGAGUCACUACAUAAAAGUGUAACUGAAAAAGAGAGCCUAGUGACAUCAGUACAACAGGAAGUGCAGCAGCUCAAGGAUCUAAAUCAGUCACAUGGCAAGAGUUACAAAAGUUUGGAGGAUAUGCUUAAAUCUGUCCAGGCUGAGACCAAAGAAGUUCUUCACUCUUUUUUCCCACACAUCAACAUAGAGACAGCACAGACCGAUUGGCUUCAGGACUUUGCUGUGAAAGCACAAGAGGUGCUAAAUCAAAAGCAACAGAGCCAAGAAUCCCAGCAGAGCACAGAGAUGGUGGAGAUAAUGGGGAAACUACAGGCAGCCCAGGAGAGUCAGUGCACACUACAGUCUGAGUGUGAGCAGUACAGGAGUGUACUGGCUGAGACGGAGGGGAUGCUGAAAACACUUCAGAAGAGUGUAGAGGAGGAGGAGAGGGUGUGGAAGACCCAGAUAAUGGAGUCUGAGGAGAAACUGAGGAUGGCACUCAAAAAGGUGCAGGAAUUAGAAGAGACAACAGAGAGCUUGAGAGCGGACAACCUGAGGACCCAACAGCUGGAGGAGAACGUGAUGUUGCUUGAGGCCCAGUUGGAGAAACGGCUCCAGUCAGCAUCCACUGACAGCCAGAGUCAAUCUGAAGAGAUAACACACUUGAAGCAUGUUUUAGCAGAAUCAGAAAGACAGUUGAAUGUGGCCCAGCAGGAGAUACAGACGCAGAGGGAGGAGCUUUCACAGGUCGGGCAGCAACUGAGUGACGUGACAAAGCGAACUCAGGGAGUGGCAGAGAACGGGCAGCCUGAGGCGGAGGAGUGUCAGGUCCAGGCUCAGCUGGAACAGACAUUGGAAAAACUGCAGGGUGAACGGACUCUAAACCAGCAGCUCUCUGCAGAAGUGGAGCAGACUCAGGAGGCCCUCAAAAAACAGCUUCAGAGCCAUCUAGAGCAGAUGAAGUCAGCUGAAGACACUGCAGCCAUGGAGGAUGUUGUUCAGCUGAAGGACUGUCUAGAGAAGGAGCGAAAGAUGACCAAAGAUUUGGGCCAGGCAGCCACCAAACUCCAACAGCUGCUGAGAAACAGUCAGGACCAACCGGCCAAAGAGAAAGAGAACGUCAGGACGCUGCAGGAUCAAUUGCGAGACAAGGAGGGUGAUGGAGAGCUGAAGCAAGGCACUUCUGUUUGAGUUGUAAAACAAAAAACUUGCCAAAAAUUGCCUUAAGAUGACCAAAAUGAAGCAUUCCGAAAUUAGUUUUCUUCCUCUUCCUUCCUUUUUUUU
Messenger RNA from Sinocyclocheilus rhinocerous, 4289 nucleotides. RefSeq names its product ribosome-binding protein 1. Lineage: Eukaryota; Metazoa; Chordata; Actinopteri; Cypriniformes; Cyprinidae. Gene Ontology annotation, biological process: protein transport. Gene Ontology annotation, cellular component: endoplasmic reticulum membrane. Bases 222 to 4196 code for a protein of 1324 amino acids. The transcript is spliced from 29 exons. The record is from RefSeq and is a predicted model, not a curated record.